AUGCCCACAUAUAAUUCAUACCGUUGCAAAGCCAUAGAAAAUUUACGAUAUCAUUGACACUUACAUAAGCCGAAGUCAAAAUUCUGAAAGAUAAGUAAAGCGAAUGAUGUGUGACAGAGCUAACAUGCGCAGGUGGGUGUUACUAUCACUGCCGUUGAUGGUACUCGUCUGUUUAUUGCGGGAGGGAGAAGCAAUAUGGUUGACUGUGCCGGCGAGUGGAACAAAGUGUGUUUCUGAGGAACUUCACAAUAACGUCGUCGUUUUGGCUGAUUACUUUGCGAUCUCCGAUGAUCACUCGAAUCCCAUCCCCACUAUUUCCGUCAAGGUCACCUCACCAUUUGGGAACAAUCUUCACCACAAGGAGAACAUGACACACGGUCAGUUUGCCUUCACAACAACUGAGGCUGGUAACUAUCUAGCAUGUUUUUGGGUUGAUGGUCAUAAUCCAGGAGGUGGGAGCUUAACUGUUAACCUUGACUGGAAAACCGGAAUUGCUGCCAAGGAUUGGGAAUCAGUUGCCAGAAAGGAGAAGAUAGAGGGUAUUGAACUUGAGUUGAGAAAGCUUGAGGGAGCUGUGGAGGCCAUUCAUGAAAAUCUGAUUUACUUGAAGAGCAGAGAAGCAGAGAUGCGGUCGGUUAGUGAAACAACUAAUACGCGGGUGGCUAGCUUUAGUAUCGCAUCCUUGGGAGUCUGCAUCUUGGCCUCGGUUUUACAAGUUUUGUAUCUGAAGCGAUAUUUCCGAAAGAAGAAGCUAAUUUAAACUUCCUUCAGUUGAAACCUUAUUCUAGAUGGCACAUUAAAUCUUAGGACUAGCAUCAUUUGGCACUUUUUAUGAAACACAGAUUUUUUUAUGAUCUAGCUUUUACUAUAUCAGAUAAUGAAGACAUCACCUUAGCUUUGAGUGUACACUUGAAUUACUUUCUACUGCUUACCUGCCCUUCAUUUGUUACUCUUCUUCACUUAUCGUUGUUGUACAUUCUCUGAAGCAUGUGUUUAUUCAAGUAUCAGUACACUGUAUUUUUUCCUCAAGUGAUAACUCAGAGUUGAAUGUUUCUUGA
Molecule: messenger RNA, 1058 nt
Organism: Nicotiana attenuata
Lineage: Eukaryota; Viridiplantae; Streptophyta; Magnoliopsida; Solanales; Solanaceae
Product: transmembrane emp24 domain-containing protein p24delta3-like
Exons: 4
Coding region: 104-760 (218 amino acids)
Biological process (GO): intracellular protein transport; Golgi organization; endoplasmic reticulum to Golgi vesicle-mediated transport
Cellular component (GO): endoplasmic reticulum-Golgi intermediate compartment; endoplasmic reticulum; Golgi apparatus
Source: RefSeq, a predicted model, not a curated record